Molecule: messenger RNA, 1265 nt
Organism: Drosophila guanche
Lineage: Eukaryota; Metazoa; Arthropoda; Insecta; Diptera; Drosophilidae
Product: peritrophin-48
Exons: 2
Coding region: 55-1200 (381 amino acids)
Cellular component (GO): extracellular region
Molecular function (GO): chitin binding
Source: RefSeq, a predicted model, not a curated record
CAGUGUUCGACUGUGAGCUACCAGAGCGCACACUGAAGAAAUUUCCAAAUAAUUAUGAUGGGUAGAGGUCAAGGAUCGAUGCUUGCCGGCCUCCUGCUGCUGCUGUGCGCCUGCACGGCCCCGGCUGCGGCCAAUCUGAAUAUGAGCGCCCUUUGCCUGACGGUGCCCGAUGGCAUGUUCGUGUCCAGCCAGAUGGAUUGCUCGAGCUACUACCAUUGCCAGGGCGCGACAGCCAGCUUGAUGAGCUGCUCCAAUGGGCAGUACUUCAACAAGGACACGCAGACGUGUGUGGCCUCCUCGCAGAGCACCUGCGCCAGCAAGAGCCAUCCCUGUCUGGGCAAGACGGUGGGCAGCUUCCAGCCGGACAGCAGCUCCUGCGGCGGCUACUGGUACUGCGGUGACUCGGGCGCCAUAUACGGCAGCUGCCCCACCGGCGAGAACUUCAAUCCCACCACCAUGGCCUGUGUCUAUGCCUACCAGUACGCCUGCUCGCAGUCGGUCGUGGACAGCAGCAGCGGCGCCAGUCCCGGCGUGGAGGUGGCCCUCAAUCUGUGCUCCCUCAUCGAGAAUGGCUUCUACUUUGGCAGCGCCUCGGACUGCAGUGGCUGGAACUAUUGCCAGGACAAUGUGCUGCACAGCGGCACCUGCCAGAACGGCUUGGUCUUCAAUGUGAAUGGCAAGAGCUGCGGCUACAGAAGUCCCAGCUCCUGCGCCCAGGUGACCAACGAUCCCUCGUUGACCGGCGCUGUGGCCCCAACGACAUGCACCACGAGUGGCACCAUGAAGAACGCCACAGCGUGCAACCAGUACUAUCUCUGCACCGGCAGCAGCUACACCCUGAUGACCUGUGGCUCCGGCUUGUACUUUGACACCGUCUCGCAGACGUGCGUGGCCCGCAUGCAGGCGCGGAAUGACUGCGAUCGCUGCCUCGGCUCCACCAAGUCCUUCGUGAAUGCCUACUCCAGCAGCGGCUGCAAUCAGUAUCUGUAUUGUGUCAAUGGUGCCCAAAAGGCUGUGGAGACCUGCCCCGACAAUUAUUACUUCAACGAGGAUGCCGGCAGCUGUGUCUACGAGACUGAACCCGCGUUCAAGUGCUGCAAUCCCGAUGGACUGUCCGGACAGCCGGCCACAACCGCAGCAAAAACAACAACUACAGCAACAACAACCACCACCACAGCAACAACAAAGACACCUGCAUAAAGGAUUUUGCUGAAGAAAUAUGUUUGCAAUUAAAGGAAAGCCCCUUGUGCCCCUUGAUCAUUCGA